Messenger RNA from Pieris macdunnoughi, 309 nucleotides. NCBI's taxonomy places the organism in Eukaryota, Metazoa, Arthropoda, Insecta, Lepidoptera, Pieridae. The record is from the annotation of a GenBank genome assembly.
AUGGUUAAGCUGGGUCUGGCGAUGGUCGUGGGCGUAGCCCCCGUGCUGGUGUCCUGGUGGAGGUGCCAGGGUCCUUGGUUGCAACCUCUGUUGACUACAUCACCAUGUCUAGAGAAGCAGCCUAAACCAUGGCCAGCGAGACGGUCCCCGUCUUUGUCUGAUUGUCUGGAGAGCAGCGAUGAAGAUUCCGCUCGGUCUGUGGUCUGUCAUGUUAGACCUAAAUUGGUGAGUUUAAUACGCAUUAUCUCUAAUUGUUGCGUAAUUGUAAUGGUGUGCGAACAUUGUGAUAUCUUGAGUCAUCAAAACUAA